Oikopleura dioica is the source of this 2703-nucleotide messenger RNA. Lineage: Eukaryota; Metazoa; Chordata; Appendicularia; Copelata; Oikopleuridae. The record is from the annotation of a GenBank genome assembly.
AUGAGAGAGCCGGAGAUAACAACGUUGUUUUCGUUGUUGAUUUUCUGUAUCAGUUUCACCGCAAUCGAUUGUUCCUGUCAAUACACAAGCUAUCCAACCAACGGGUGUGGGCCCGACGGCCCGACGAUCUUUUCGCCGGUAAAAUGCAUGACCGACUGCAAAGGAUUCACACGUGCGAAGAAGUUUGAAGCUGAAAAAAUCUCGCAAAUCGAUGGAGUCACGACAUAUGCUGUUUCAUUCAAAGGGAAAACUCAGCCUCCACCUCAAAGCUCAUACACUGGAAUGCUUCGAUUUCGAAGCGGAUGCUCACAAAAAGCGCUCGAGUAUUUCUACUAUUACAAAAAACUUGUGUUUAUGAAACUCUCGGACCGGACACGAAAUACCUACCAAAUCGAGUUUGCGCUUCAUCAAAUUCCAAAGCAAGAAAAGCAAAAGGACAAAGAAUCAUAUGUCGUUCAAUUCUCAAGAAACUUUACUGAGGGAGAAAGUUUCAAAGCAAAAGGCGAUGCUUUUAUAAUGAUGGUAGGCCUUGAUGACUGGAUAAUGCCGUAUGUGAACGUAACUCACGAUGAGAUCGACGAAUGCGUCGCAGGAGCGCAACUUUGGUAUCUCCCUCAAGAUAUUGACACCAGUGAAAUUGACUACACAAAGUGCUUCCUGUCCAAACGCUACAACGAAAGAAUUUUCUGGAAAGAAUCGUGGGAACUUCCACCUAAGCGGAUGCCUAAGACGAAAUCAUGCCCGAAUCCAGUCCAACCAAGCAAUGGUGAAGACAACGAAGAGGACUCUGAGACAACUAAAACUCGGCCGAUGAUUGCUGGUGGACAAGAAAGUAAAAAAGGUCGAUGGCCGUGGUUUGCAUGGAGUCCUGGAGGAGAAGCUAACUAUACUAACGAUAACUUUGGACUCACAAUCUUGACGAAGAACGAAGAUGGGUCUGAUGACUGGCUUCUAACAGAUUAUUAUGCAUGCCGUUACAAUCCUUCACAGCUUCUUAUACAUAUCGGAGAGUGGAAUCUUGAGGAAGAAGACGACUCAAAAUUUCAGGUCUAUUCAAAGCGAAAAGAAUACAUUGAUUAUGGCUGGUAUGACCGAUACUGCCUAGUCCGUGUUCCUAAUUUAAUUAAUGCUGCGCCAAAAAGCUGUCUUGAUAAAAAUUGCUUCGAACCUGUUUGCCUGGGAUCAGAAGUUCCAAAAGAUUACACAAUCUGCUAUUCUGCUGGCUUUGGUGCUGUUAAAAAUAUUGCUGAAGAUGAUGACUCAUCUGACAGUUCUGACGAUUCUUACAGCUACUACAGCUACUACAGCUGGUACUACGACAAUUACUUCGAAGAUUACUAUAAUGCUCCUAAGCAAACAUUCGUUCUGAAAGACUUUGCUGUUUACGUUGAAAAUGGGUAUUAUCAUGCGAUUGACUUUGAUAAUGGAAAAGGGAACAGAGCUAGAAGAAGUCAUACCGAUAAUGAUAUUGACGGCCCUGCUCAUUGUGUCGGUGAUGCGGGCUCUCCAAUGAUUUGUCUAGUUGAUGAUUACCCUGUUCUCACAUCGAUUGUUCGAGGAGACAGGUGGUGUCAGGAAUUUCCAGAACGUAUUCAAACGCUACCCGCUGACAAAAUAAUCGAAUUUGUGAACAACCCACCAGAGAUUUUUGUCUUUCCGAAUGUAACAUGGGAGGAACCGAAAGAAAAUCUCACUUCAGGACUUGUCUGUGACACUCCUCUCGACCCGAUUCCAGCUGAGCCAGUUCGUCCACGAAUCAUUGAUGGAAAACCAGCUCCGAUCGAAGACUAUCCUUUCAUAGUUUGGCUUGGAUUCUGUGGCGGUACCCUCAUAACAAUGAAUGAUGGUACUUCUAGUGACUACAUUGUCUCAGCUGCUCAUUGCUGCGAGCUCUAUGAAUAUUAUGAUAUUGAUAUCCUCGAAAAAACCAACUCAACAACAGAGCGAACGACCACCACUACAAAUAAACCAUCCACUUCGAGCUGGACCACCACUACUGGCUGGGGAUCAACAUGGGGUCCGACAACAACAACAACUGGCUCUUCAUCUUCUCCAAGACAAAUUCUUCUUGGAACGAACGAUAUCUACGAUCUUGGUGAAUGCGGGAUCAGUGUUGACGUGCAAGCGUACGCUAUUCACCACGACUACGACUACAAUUUCUACGACUACGACGAGUCGAAGUCAGAAGAGAAAGGAAUACCAGCGGACAUUUGUCUCAUCAAAGUACCUAACAUCAAAGCUGAAAUCGCGAAGCAGCGUGGUAGUGAUGCUUUGAAUACAUGCAAAAAAGCGAUUUCUCCGGCUUGUCUUCCAGCAGAACAUGUACCUGAAGGCUCUUACUGUAAACUUGCCGGUUGGGGAGACGGAAACUCGCCAUCUUAUCUUCUUCAUGAUAUUGGGCUCUACACUUUUUCAAACGAAUACUGCAUGGGAACUCCCAAUAAUGAUAUCAUACCAGUUGAAACCUUCGAAACACAGUUUUGUGCGGGUCUUCCUGAUUUUGACGGCGACGGUGACAUCGAUAAAGGCAAUAAUGCAUGCUACGGAGAUUCUGGAGGCCCGUUGGUCUGCGAGGCUUAUGGCAAACCGGUUCUUUACGGAGCCGUUUCAUGGGGAGCUAGAGCCUGCAGCGACAAGAGUUACCCGGAUGUCUAUGCAAAGGUUUCUCAUUUCACAGACUGGAUUCUUGAUCUUAUUGAAUAA